CAGGUUGCCAAUAGGAUCGACUUAGAGGGUGCAAUGCCUCGCCCUCGACGACCUGGCGCUCCAGAGCCUAAGCGAAGGAGCCGAAAAGGAUGCUGGCCAUGCAAGGCUCGCAAAGUCAAAUGUGGCGAAGAAAAGCCAUCUUGCCUCAAUUGCCAACGACAAGGAGAAUCAUGCGACUACAGCGUUCGCCUCAAUUGGGGUGGCCGCACCAAGCGGCCUUCCGUUGAUUCUCCGACUUCCACUUCGAGGGGAUAUGGGGGUACGCUGAUUGGCUUUGCUGAGCCGAUGCGGACCAGUGCCAUUGACUCGGCCGAUGUCCCCGCAUCAAUACCAUCAGGAAACAAGGCCCCUGCAGAUGGGUUCAUUAACUUCAGAUCGGGUGACCUCGGGUCCCCUGGAGCCCUGUCGCCUAAUAGCGCUGCCGCCUUCGGUGUCUUCGACUCCCCAAAGCCUCAAGUGCUUUCAGAGAAUGCGAUAUCACCCCCUCAAGGAGAGGUUCAAUUUCCCACAACAUGGGCAGAGCAUUCUCCCGUAACCCCGGCUUCAUCGGGGUCCAUGUCACAGUACUCAUUUGGUCAGACCUUCCAUAGCUCAUUCUCUCCGGCAGCAGACCAGGGAGUCGGUCUUCGAUCUCUUUCUGCUUUUGCAUUUCACUCAAGCUCGGUAUCGCAGCCGGUUUCCUUUCUUCGAAAUUCAGUGGACAUGACAGGUCAUCCAUCAGAUGCAUCGUCCCGUCCAAGUCAGAUUGAUGCCCAGAUAGCCACAAGCCGUUCCUUGCCACAUGAUGACCAUGGGCUGAGUUUCUUAUUGAACGACCCUGCCGGACAGGAUAGCCCCUCUCAUAAUCUGACAGGCCACGGUGGAGUUUCAGCAUUGCUGCUUCCAAGAUCGCAUGCAUCCUCCUCUCCUGGUCAUGACAGGCAUACGCCUGUAUCGAACCAUGCACCAAGGUCCGAAUCGCUUCGUUCAUUCCAUCAUUCUGAAAACCUGUGCACUGAUUCCAGGGACAGAGAAAACGAUCAUCCUAGAAACGAAUCCCUCGCCGCUCAAUGUAAAUGGCAGGCCUAUCUGACCAGUGUGACCGAUAAUUAUGGUUUGGACAGCGGUCGUCCAGAUCGGGAUCUGACCUUGAAUAAUGAUCAUGCUGCUAUUGACAUCAACUCCGCCGUUGACAAAGUCAGCUCACAAAGUCGAAAUGGUGAAUCCCUGUCUCCUACAUCUUUUCCCGGCGUCUCCGGUGUGCAAAAGUCCGGCUUUAGCGGGUAUUAUGCGUCUCCAGUUCCCAUUAACAUCCCUCGAUACCUGUCCCCUCUUCCUUCAUCCUUGCUGAAGAACCCAAUAAACUUGUUGUAUUUCCAUCACUUCCUCAACCACACGUCGAAAAUGCUGGUUCCACACGAUUGCGACAACAAUCCAUUCGUGUCAGUGCUACCGUCGAUGGCAAUUUCCGACCCCAAUUUGUUGAACCUAGUUUUGGCAUACUCGGCGAGCCAUCGAGCACGUUAUCUGGGACAUGCGGAACCGGCCACUCGAAUUGCGCAUUGGGUUAGCGAUGUCUUUCCAGCCUUGCGGGUUGCUUUGGAGGCAUCUAAAGAGGAAAUUACCGAUAGCCAUUUGGCUACGGCGAUCCUGCUCUUGUCGUUGAAGAUCGUUUGCCCUGGGACCUUUGAAGUCCCUAUCCCCUGGCAGAGUCACCUGAAGCUCGCCCGAGAUCUGUUCAUUGCUCGUAGCGAUCGCAUCGCAAUGCCUGGGAAUCGAAUUGGCGCUUUCUUCGCCCGCUGGCUAGGAUAUAUUGAUACCAUGGGCGCGCUUUCUUGCCGCCAAGCAGGUCCGCCAUUGAUGUUGUACCACUCCGUUCUGGCAGAGUGCUGUCGUCCUCAAAGCCAUGACGAAUACUGCGUUGACUGUUUCACUGGGUUCAGCCCCCGCACUGGAUUCUUCCUUCUCAGGCUUGCCCAGCUAGUUCAGCAAUGUGACAACGAACGAUUCGACGAUAUGGGUAACUUCCAACGGGGCUGGCACCCUUCUGCAGAUAUCGUGAUGGAGGCCCAGGCUGUGCUUGGCGACUUUGAUGACCUGAACGAAAGAGUCCAUGCCGACCCGGACCAUCAUCUUGGGGUUGAGGGCGAUGACAUGAUGGCCACAGAGGAAGCCUUUCGCUGUGCUGGGCUGCUCCACCUUCACCGACGAGUGCUUGAAUCUUCGCCUGAUUCAUUUCCCGUGCAAGAUGCCCUGCGUAAGCUUGUCGGGGCUUUGGAUCGUAUGCGACUUGGGGCUUCGACCGAAGUGUGUUCACUGCUUCCACUGUUCACUGCUGGAUGUGAGUCGCGCGAUACCACCCAGCGAAUGAAACUGCUCAAUCGUUUCUUCGUGCUAGAGAAGUCCGGAAUGAAACAAAUUCAAAAUGCUCGGCAGCUGAUGCAACACUGCUGGGAUGACAACUUGCCGUGGAUUGCUCUGGCUGAAGGGGAGUUCCUCGGGUAA
Messenger RNA from Penicillium cataractarum, 2484 nucleotides. RefSeq names its product Zn(II)2Cys6 transcription factor. Gene Ontology annotation, biological process: positive regulation of transcription by RNA polymerase II. Gene Ontology annotation, cellular component: nucleus. The record is from RefSeq and is a predicted model, not a curated record. The transcript has 5 exons. Lineage: Eukaryota; Fungi; Ascomycota; Eurotiomycetes; Eurotiales; Aspergillaceae. The annotation marks the transcript as partial. Gene Ontology annotation, molecular function: transcription cis-regulatory region binding; zinc ion binding; DNA-binding transcription factor activity, RNA polymerase II-specific.